Molecule: messenger RNA, 3195 nt
Organism: Ruditapes philippinarum (Manila clam)
Lineage: Eukaryota; Metazoa; Mollusca; Bivalvia; Venerida; Veneridae
Biological process (GO): triglyceride biosynthetic process
Cellular component (GO): plasma membrane
Molecular function (GO): diacylglycerol O-acyltransferase activity; long-chain-alcohol O-fatty-acyltransferase activity
Source: RefSeq, a predicted model, not a curated record
AUAACAGCAUUAUUGACAAGCUCCAUUUGUAUAUCGUCUCGUUCAAUUCCCAUCGUAUUUAGUCUAUUAGAGUGAAUUUUCAAAGAAUGUUUGAAUAAAAAAAAUCGAUUACCAGGAACCGUUACAGGACCAAAACUACCGCACGAGAACACAUGAUUUAUAUAACAGGCGUUGUUUAGUAAGAAGUUUUUGUCUAUAGAUCUAUACAGAGUUCUAGCGCCGCCAGAUGUUUUUUUUCCGGUUGUUGUAAACUUCGUAUCGACUCUACAAUAGAAACAACUAACAUCAUCGCCGGAGAUAUUAUAUAAAUAUUUGUUAUACGAUUGGGAAAUAUAACUGUUCAUACAGCGGGAGCGAUUUGCAGGAUCUGUCACUUUGAUGGUUAUACUUUUCUUGUAUUAGGAGACGUGCCGUGCUAUCGAUCUGGGAUAAAUAAUUUGGAAAGAUUUAUUACAAUUCAAUGAAAUAUUAGAUGUAAUGAGACGAAAGUGUCUGAAAAUUGGCAUAGGGAAUCGCUACACAAUGCUAAAUUCCAAAUUAAAUAAAAGCUAAUUUUGCCGGAGUGUGUCGAGUGUGGUAGUGAACAAGUAUGACAUUCAGAUAAAAAAUAUAAAGGUUUAAAGUUCGGAGUUAAAUUAUAAAACAGGAUUUCUAAAUGACUACAAAAAUAUAAACACUGGAUAUACAAAGAAUGAACAAUAAGAGAUAAAUCUAAUGGAAAGCAGACGGCACCCAGGGAGUAAAAGUAACGAUAAUGGCAAGAAACAGGUCGUUCCGCAUAUCAAAAUUUCUGCUGUAAAAAGCGACGCAAGCUCCAAAACACAGACUCAGAAAACUGCACCGAGGAGCGGAAAUACUGGUUCAACCACGUCCUCGCUAACUGUGAACCAAGCAAAUUACCGACAUAGAAACGCUAACGAUUCAAAUAAAGAAAGAAUCCAGCAACAGCCAAACCGUGAUGAUGCACGUCAAAAACAUGCAAGCAAUCAUGCGCCAGAGAAACAAAAUAAAACUAAAAACACGACACCAACGAAAUCAGAAGACAAAUCUAUCAAAAACAAAAAUUCGUCCUCGAAUGAUGCAAAACCGGGCAAAAUUCCCAUCCGCCGUUGUGCCUCAAUUGAUGUCGGCGAGCUAAAUAGAAAGAAAAAGAGCAAACGGAGUAAAAAGAGGCAAAAGGAACUUGACAAAGAGACGCUUCGUGCUGUACAAAAUGCGAUUAAGAAGUCCGAAGCACAAAAACCACCUCAACGAAGCGGAAGUCUGGGUAACAGGCCCACCAGUCUUAAAUUAUCGCAUACAAACAAUGUAAUUGAUAAUAAAACCGUCUUUCCAACACCCGUUCCAAGCAAACGACAUUCCAGUCCACCAGUUAACGGGCAAAAUGUAAGAAAAAAUAGUGUUAACCUCAACUCUGUUUCCCCUGACAUAUCACCAAACGAUACGUCUGCAAUUUUACCGCCAAAACCAAAACACAAACUGAAAGCAAAGAAAAGUAAUUCAGACAGUGUGUCUAUUGAUCUUUCGGACUCCGAAGAAAAAAGCUGGUAUAAAACAUUUGAAGGUGAAGGAUACCGUAAACACGGUCUUAAAUAUACUUUCCCGAGUUCGCCUUACUUCAGGCUUAGCACACCUGUGAUACGAAGUACUUGGAUAAAAGUGUUAGGUUUAAUUGCAUACAUGUUUGUUGCGUUCAUAGUAUUUUGUCCGUUAGCAGCUUUCUUACUUGUGAUGUUUCCGGUUUGUAUAUUCCUAAAAACCACGUUUAAAUGUUGCUGCACGUGUUGUAGCGUUCAAAGUCACGAAUGUUGUGUCUGCGGACAGCGUCUCUCAGUGACAGAGAAAUUCUGGAUAAGAACUGAAUUGAACACCCCGCUUGUAGUCCAGAGUUUAAUCAUCAUUGAAUAUGGAUUAUCAGUCCCUCAAGUGAUUAAUAUCAUUAACAACAGAAUAGUGUUAGCUAAAGGUGAAGAUGGAUGCCGACUGUAUCCUAAAUUUUCACAAAAGGUAGUUCACACAUGCUCAGAUUAUGUUUGGCAAGAAGACCGGAACUUUUUUAUUCACAAUCACGUGUUUGCAAUGCCAAAAGGAAUAGAGUCUCUCGAGGACCUUCAGGAUUAUAUAUCGGAUUUAGCGUCUAGACCAUUUGUACCCGACCGACCUCUUUGGGAAAUACAGGUCCUAACUGACUUUGGAGAUGUCCGAGAUACUGUAGUGUUAUUCCGGAUGCACCCAUGCCUCACGGAUGGUGUUUCUAUGGUGAAAAUACUUUAUAAAUCUUUAGCUGAUGUAGAUUCUGUAACAACAGUUCCUCCUAAUUUUGGAAGGGAAACUUGCUGUGAUUACAUUAAGUCUAUAAUAGACGGGCCAUUUAAAUUUGUAGGUAAAUUUCUAUCUAAAAGAAACGAUUUUAAUCUCUUACAUGGUGAACAUAUUCAUCUCUCAGGAAAGAAAGUUAUAACGUGGUCAGAACCAUUUAGCUUGUCGUCUGCUCUGAAAAUAAAGCAGGUGACAAGAAGCACGCUCAACGAAGUGUUCAUGUCGGUAGCUGCUGGCAGCAUUAGGAACUAUUUAAUUCUAAACGGGGUUGAAAAUCCUUAUGAUAUGCAGUCAAGCAUUCCAGUUUACUACGGUGCUAAUAAGCAUGUUUCCGGUAUAGGUAAUGACGUCAUGUUGAUAAACGUUACUCUUCCAACGAACACCGAAGGCGUUGUCCCGAGAUUAUGGCAAAUGAAAGAUAGAAUGAAUGAGGUGAGAGAAGCUUCUAUAUUCUCUAUAGGAAGAAGAAUAUUUAAAUUAUCUUAUCAUAUGUUGGCAGAGUCUAUGUGGUCUAAACUGUGGAUGUAUUUGUAUGAAAAGUGCACUUGUGUUGUAUCAUCUUUACCUGGACCGGAAGUAGAUCUGCGUAUCUCCGCAAAGCAGAUCAAAACAAUAUUUUACUGGUUCCCUCCAGUUCAAAAGAUGGCGCUUGCAAUAUCCUUUUUUACCUAUGGGGACCAGAUACAAAUGGCAGUGUCGGCGGACAGAAAUGUUCUUCCUAAUCCAGAAAUUAUCACUAAGGACUUUAUUUAUCAGAUGGAAACUCUCUAUGAACAAUUGGGUCACAGGCGUAUUCCAGGAGAUCAACAGUCAAACAAAAAGUUCGAUCUUACUCUACUCAGCACAGAAAUAAGACCAGAGGAGACAGCCGCACAG